CAGCCGUUUUGAUGUUUAUGUGACCGAGUGUGCUUCCUGCAGCGAGCAGCUCGGGCCUCCUGCUCAUUUUCGCCUGGCCCGUCAGCUGCUCGCUGUUUCAGUCUGAAGCCGUUGGCUGCUACUGAACCGUUUGGCUCUUUUCUCUACUAGCGACCAACCUCUAAUCUACACCCAACUGUCAAUCCAGCUCAUUUUUAAGGGGAUUUAUCAUCAUAUAUGCCCGUGUAUCCAAAACACAUCGCUCAUUGGGGAUUCCCAGCGCCGCCUGGCCGGCUCUCGAGGCCGUUAUAACGCUUUUUUCGAGGUUUAUUAGCGCCAGAAAACAACGGUGGAGGAGGAGAUUCCAUAUUAGGAGCACAGAGGAGAAGGCACCCCCUUGUGUGAUUUUUGGAGCUUUUGCUUCUGAGUCUAUGGUGCACGCUCCUGACCAGACACACUGCUGGUGAAUCCAGACUUACUGCUGAGGUUAGGUGUGUGCGUGCUGACCUCAUGGUGUAACAGGAGUAAAGAUGAGCAUUAGCAGUGACGAGGUCAAUUUCCUGGUCUACAGAUACCUACAGGAGUCAGGGUUCUCCCACUCAGCGUUCACAUUUGGUAUAGAGAGUCACAUCAGCCAGUCAAACAUCAACGGUGCUCUGGUUCCCCCUGCUGCUCUCAUCAGCAUCAUCCAGAAGGGCCUGCAGUACGUCGAAGCUGAAGUCAGCAUCAAUGAGGACGGCACAUUAUUCGAUGGGCGGCCCAUCGAGUCCCUGUCCCUGAUCGACGCUGUGAUGCCAGACGUUGUUCAGACCAGGCAGCAGGCUUACCGGGACAAAAUGGCCCAGCAGCAGGCGGCUGCUUCAACACCAGCAUCGGCCACUGGGGGCAGCAUCGCCAGCAAUGCCAAGAACGGAGAGAAUACUGCCAACGGGGAGGAGAACGGAGCCCAUGCCUUAGCUAACAACCAUGCAGACUUGAUGGAGGUGGAUGGAGAUGUGGAGAUCCCUCAGAACAAGGCGAUGGUCUUGAGGGGCCACGAGUCCGAGGUCUUCAUCUGUGCCUGGAACCCAGUCAGUGAUUUGCUGGCAUCGGGGUCUGGUGAUUCGACGGCUCGUAUCUGGAACCUGAGUGAGAACAGUACAAGCAGCUCCACACAGCUGGUCCUGAGACACUGCAUACGAGAGGGAGGACAAGACGUUCCCAGCAACAAAGACGUUACCUCGCUAGACUGGAAUAGUGAAGGCACUCUGUUAGCAACCGGCUCCUAUGAUGGUUUUGCUAGAAUAUGGACUAAAGACGGUAACCUCGCCAGUACGCUUGGCCAACACAAAGGUCCCAUCUUUGCCCUCAAAUGGAAUAAAAAAGGCAAUUUCAUCCUUAGCGCAGGAGUAGAUAAGACAACAAUCAUAUGGGACGCCCACACAGGAGAAGCCAAACAACAGUUUCCUUUCCACUCAGCUCCAGCACUAGAUGUGGAUUGGCAAAGUAACAACACGUUUGCAUCUUGUAGUACAGACAUGUGCAUCCACGUCUGUAAACUGGGACAAGACAGACCCAUUAAAACAUUCCAAGGACACACAAAUGAAGUAAAUGCAAUCAAGUGGGAUCCCACGGGGAACCUGCUGGCCUCUUGCUCAGACGAUAUGACGUUGAAGAUCUGGAGUAUGAAGCAGGACGCUUGCGUCCACGACCUUCAGGCCCACAGUAAAGAGAUCUACACCAUCAAAUGGAGUCCCACUGGGCCUGGAACCAACAACCCCAGUGCUAAUCUCAUGCUAGCAAGUGCGUCGUUUGACUCUACAGUACGUCUCUGGGACGUCGAGCGGGGCAUCUGUAUCCAUACGCUGACCAAGCACCAGGAGCCCGUCUACAGCGUUGCUUUCAGCCCCGACGGUCGCCAUCUUGCCAGUGGCUCAUUUGAUAAAUGUGUGCACAUCUGGAAUACACAGACUGGCGCCUUAGUCCACAGUUAUAGAGGGACAGGAGGAAUCUUUGAGGUUUGCUGGAAUGCAGCAGGUGACAAAGUGGGAGCCAGUGCAUCAGACGGAUCUGUGUGUGUACUAGAUCUUCGGAAAUAGUGAUUAUUGACUGUUGGAAGCCAUGGACCGACCGUGAAUGUGUACAUAGCCAAAUGACUGUCCCUGCUUGCCCUGCGUACUGCUCAUGCUUACGACUACGGCCCCGCCCAACGAUGGACAGGAAGCAGGAACAGGAAGCGAGCACCCGACACAGCAGGUCCAGAUGCAGGGAUGAACAGAUAAACGGGCGGAUGGAAGCGCCUCUGUCUGCGCAGACUCUUACAGAGAUGCAGAAGGGACAUAGUCCUGAAAAACAAACAACAAAAAAAACAUAACAAAAACAAACAAAAACAAAAAAGAAAAAAACAACAAAAAAAAAAAACACAAAAGAAAAA
Thalassophryne amazonica is the source of this 2392-nucleotide messenger RNA. RefSeq names its product tbl1x receptor 1a (gene tbl1xr1a). The transcript has 16 exons. Gene Ontology annotation, cellular component: histone deacetylase complex. Lineage: Eukaryota; Metazoa; Chordata; Actinopteri; Batrachoidiformes; Batrachoididae. Gene Ontology annotation, biological process: regulation of transcription by RNA polymerase II. The record is from RefSeq and is a predicted model, not a curated record. Gene Ontology annotation, molecular function: transcription corepressor activity; protein binding. Bases 510 to 2057 code for a protein of 515 amino acids.